AUGGCCCCCAACUUUGCCCCCUCCGUGGGUCAAGAAGCGCUCAAGAAAUCCUACGAACGCAUUUUCUCCACCAUCAAACUCGAUAUUCAAUUUACAAUCGACGAAAUCGUGGUCAUGGAUGAUAAUUGGGCAUUUGCGAGGACUACUGCGGAGGGGACGAAAUAUUGGAUCGAGAAGGGGACGCAGGAGAGUCAUCAUAAUCAGGAGAUCUUUGUUUGUAGGAAGGAUGAGGAAGAGUGGAAGAUUGCGAGGUAUUGUUUCUCUAGUAUGAAAAGGUUGUAG
Messenger RNA from Aureobasidium pullulans EXF-150, 282 nucleotides. RefSeq lists its product as uncharacterized. The coding region runs from base 1 to 282 and encodes 93 amino acids. Lineage: Eukaryota; Fungi; Ascomycota; Dothideomycetes; Dothideales; Saccotheciaceae. The transcript has a single exon. The record is from RefSeq and is a predicted model, not a curated record.